AUGACCGAGUCCACUCAACUACAAACUACGGAGAACAACAACGCAGGCGUAGUUAAAAUGGAGCCACCGCCGUCGACGACAUCCUCAACGUCCUCGGUAUCUGCUUCGCUUGCGGCAGCAACGGCGUCCGGCGGCACUGGCUGCAGUGGCAGUGGCAGUGGAACUGGGGCUGGAGCAGCGCUCUCACCUAAUUUAGAGCAGCAUCAGCGAUCCACAUUCCUGCAGUCACCGCUACCGUCGUUGCCACAGCAACAUUAUGCUCUCAAAUGGAACGACUUCCAGACAUCCAUCCUCAACUCAUUCCGGCAUUUGCGCGACGAGGAGGACUUUGUGGACGUGACGCUGGCCUGCGAUGAGCGCUCCUUCACUGCCCACAAAGUGGUGCUCAGCGCUUGCAGUCCCUACUUUCGCCAAUUGCUCAAAUCCAAUCCUUGCGAGCAUCCCAUUGUCAUAUUGCGCGAUGUGCGCAGCGACGACGUCGAGAACCUGCUUAGCUUUAUGUAUAAUGGCGAAGUUAACAUUAGCCACGAGCAACUACCAGAUUUCCUAAAGACCGCACACCUCUUGCAAAUUCGAGGCCUGGCGGAUGUCAAUGGCGGCUAUCCCUUUGAUGCACUCAGUACCACAGCCAAGGCGCUUGCGGCACCGCUGACGCACAACAACAAUAAUAACAAUAAUAAUACAAACAGCAGCAACAACAAUAAAGUUAACUACUUACCAGGAGCUCUCUUCAACGCUUCCAGCAGAAGCAAUAACAACGUCAGCGCCAGCAACCACAACAGCCAAAGCUCGCCCUUCAGCACCGGACAGACCCCAAUAGUGCCGGCAACAGCGUCCUCGGGUGCGGCGGCAACCGCGUCCAGUCUACCCCUAACCAGCAGCAGCAGCAGUAACAAAAGCAGUAAUAACAGCAGCAGUCAAGUGAGCGGAAACACCAGCGGACCACCUGCCGUCCAGGAGCUGAAAGCAUCCGCACCGUCGCCCGCGAGCUCCAAUCACUGGGAUCUCGGAGACAUGGAGGGUAAUCGCAAGAGCCACUUGACACCGCCGCCCCAGAAACGUAUCAAGAGCGCCGAUCUCUUCCGCGCCCAGCACGGCAUCAGCCCCGAACGUUUGCUGCUCGAUCGUGAAUUCCCUGUAGCCGGACAGCACCCGUUGACACGCAAUCGAAGCCGGGAUGUCUCCAAGGAUCGGGAUCGCAGCCUUGAGUUGCGCGAAUCCCUGCUUGGUCAAGCGCUGGAGAACAGUAACGGUCAGCAGAGCAGUCAGAAACACGAUCUCGGACAAAGCGCAGGCGAGGAUUCAAACAGCAGCGACACUGAGCCCUCAGAUCGCGGCGAUGUCCAUCAUGAUGGCACAAUGGACGGCAUGGACAAUCAGCGUUCGCACUCUUUCCCAAGCGCAUUCCUGGGGCUGCAAGGCAUACCAGGACUGCUGCCCGGACCCUCUGGCAUGGGGGCCAACGACUUUGGUACGUUCAUAAAUGCGACAAACAUCAAGGAGGAGAUCACCAACGCCAACGACGACGAUAUGCAGGAGAAGGCGCACGGCGCGGAUCCUCAUCAGGAUCGAGACCGAGAUUCGGCUGAAUGCACGCUGGCGAAAUUGAUUUAUCGGCCCCAAUUGCCACAACAUUUUGAGCAGCGCAGCAACAACAACAACACAACGCUUAACAAAGGCCGCUCCGCGAACUCCUCGCCGACCCCUUCGGCCCGCUCCUGGAAUGAUAGUGAAGUUGAAGACAACUUUGGUGAGGAUCGUUUCUCAUCGGCUUCGUCAGCAAUCUCGCUUACGGUGAAGACGACCCGGCCGGAUUGCGAAUCAACUCUCUACCAGACAUUGCUCCGUAAGCAGGAGCAACAUCAGAAGGCACACAAUUUACAACAACAACCCCUUCAGCAGCAGCCCCCACAUCCCCAACAGCCCAGCCAGCAGAUAACGCCCCUGCCCCGACAGCAAUCGCGCAACGAUUCUGGCAACUCCGCCCCUGUUGGCGGCAGCGUGAACGCCAGCGGUAGCAGUGCCAGCAACUAUAUGCUUCCCUGUCCACUAUGUGAGACGCCGCUGGAGCAGCGAGUCUUCCGGCAGCACCUGGACCGGCAUUAUCCCCGCGAUAGUCCUGUGUGUCCAGUCAUCGAGUGCGGGCGCCGCUUUGCCCAUCCGAACUCGGUGCGAAACCAUAUGCGUAUCAAGCACACCCUACAGUGGGCAAAGAUGAAAGCAAUGCGCUCCUCAGGAGGACCCUUCUCUGGCGGGCCCGACUUUAAAUGA
Molecule: messenger RNA, 2271 nt
Organism: Scaptodrosophila lebanonensis
Lineage: Eukaryota; Metazoa; Arthropoda; Insecta; Diptera; Drosophilidae
Product: protein abrupt-like
Exons: 6
Coding region: 1-2271 (756 amino acids)
Biological process (GO): regulation of transcription by RNA polymerase II
Cellular component (GO): nucleus
Molecular function (GO): protein binding
Source: RefSeq, a predicted model, not a curated record